Exaiptasia diaphana is the source of this 2060-nucleotide messenger RNA. RefSeq names its product ribosome biogenesis protein NSA2 homolog. The record is from RefSeq and is a predicted model, not a curated record. Gene Ontology annotation, biological process: maturation of LSU-rRNA; maturation of 5.8S rRNA. Gene Ontology annotation, cellular component: preribosome, large subunit precursor; nucleolus. The transcript has 2 exons. Lineage: Eukaryota; Metazoa; Cnidaria; Anthozoa; Actiniaria; Aiptasiidae. The coding region runs from base 134 to 913 and encodes 259 amino acids.
UCUUUACUUCGUAAGAUUUUGCAAUUUCUAUUGGUGUUUAUCAUUACUGUUUUACAUUUACUUUGAUAGUUUGAUUGUAGAUCAGUGUUUUGAAUAUACAAAGCCAUUCAGUACCUUUCACAAAGCUGAAACCAUGCCUCAAAACGAACACAUAGAGCAGUCACGGAAAAGACAUGGUUAUCGACUUGACCACUUUGAYCGAAAGCGCAAAAAGGAAGCUCGUCAGGUACAUGAGCAAGCAGAACAMGCAAAGAAACUUCAUGGCUUAAAGGCCAAACUUUACAAUAAGAAGAGACAUGCAGAGAAAGUGCAGAUGAAGAAAACACUCAAAAUGCAUGAAGAAAAGYAAACUAAAACUAGAAAAAAUGAGGCUCCAGAAGGAGCUGUUCCAGCUUARUUGCUUGACAGAGAGGGACAAUCUAGAGCUAAAGUGCUYAGUAARAUGGUGAAACAGAAAAGGAAAGAAAAAGCAGGGAAGUGGGAUGUUCCAUUGCCCAAAGUUCGUGCAGUUGGUGAAGAUGAAGUAUUCAAYGUGGUAAAAACUGGAAAAACRAAAAAGAAGGGAUGGAAGAGAAUGGUAACCAAAGCUUGUUACGUUGGUGAAGGGUUUACACGAAAACCCCCUAAAUUUGAAAGAUUUAUCAGACCCAUGGCUUUACGUUACAAGAAAGCUCAUGUAACGCAUCCAGAGCUCAAAGCCACAUUUCAUUUACCUUUAAUAGGAGUUAAAAAGAAUCCACAGUCAUCGUUAUAUACACAGUUAGGAGUCAUUACUAAAGGAACUGUUAUUGAAGUUAAUGUCAGUGAAUUAGGUCUUGUUACACAAGGUGGUAAAGUUGUUUGGGGAAAAUAUGCACAAGUGACAAAUAAUCCWGAGAACGAUGGCUGCAUCAAUGCUGUUUUACUCGUUUAACUCUAAAAUAACAUCAAAUUUAUCAUUUGAACUUGAAAACUGAGUUACUAAUAUAUGAGAAAAUCACAUCAUGUGGUGCUUAUAGCCCUUUAUAUCUGGUACAUUUACGACAUCAAAAAUACAUGUAWAUUUCAUGCAUCACGUCRGUGUUCUGCUUCACUAAGGUAGUAGGAAGAAGUAGGGACAGGAGUUGUGUUUAAAACAGUUAAAUAAAGUGAAAAAUGAUAACCAAAGAACUUUAGUAAUGUAAAGUAGAAUAUUCCAGUGCCAAAUUCAAACUGGUAGUUUUUUCAUGGCAUGGACUGAUGGGCAGAUURUCAUUUUAAGYACAGGAGGSAAUUUGUCAUGCUGUAUUCUGAUCCAAAUCAUGAUAAAACUAUGGCUUGAUGAUAUAUAUUGAUUUUUUUUAUUAUUAGUUGGCAUCUAAAUACCAAGUUGAAACAAUAAGGUUGUAAUCGUUUGUUAUAGUGUUCCACAAACUGACAAAGAAGUGAUUAAAUCACUACACACAGCUGUACAAAGAAGUAUGUUCACUGAGCUCUAUACUGGUACACACAUACACAUGCGAAAUUACCUCCUAUAAAUUUGUUUCUUUUCCACAAUAUUCUUGCUUUCAAAUCUGUUCUCAUUUAUGAAUUGGAGGUGUAAAAGUGGAAUCAGAAUUGGAAGAAAUCUGACUCUGUUUUCAAGGUUUUGUGCCCCAGAUUCUACUUCCCACAGAAUUGAAAGCCAUUAAUUUAAAGAAUAUGUGAAGCAAUUAAAUGAUAUUUUCUUUUACUCAUGAGGUUUAACAAAUGAUUCUGACAAUAUCUUACUAACUAGUAUAACAUGUUUGAACUUUGAGUCUGAACUUUGUCAGAUUCUUCAUARGUAGCAUAAAAGAGUUUCUGGCAGUUAUAUUAUAUACAUGUGUUGUUCUGUAGUUGCCUACAAACUGGGCAGUUCACUUAAUCUAUAUCACAUCAACUAUAGUCAUCAACUUGACUUUGUAAAUUCACAAUUAAAUGUCAAMUUCUGUGAGAAGAGAGAAAGUUUUACAUGUAUAAGGUUUAAAAAGUAAAUUCUUUUCUUGGGGUAAUUUGCAGAAUUGGUUAUCUUUGUUUCCAUAAACGAAAAUGUUUUUAAAUAAAAGAUUUUAAAAUAUCCA